This is a messenger RNA of Leguminivora glycinivorella, 690 nucleotides long. RefSeq lists its product as uncharacterized. The coding region runs from base 7 to 642 and encodes 211 amino acids. Lineage: Eukaryota; Metazoa; Arthropoda; Insecta; Lepidoptera; Tortricidae. The transcript is spliced from 4 exons. The record is from RefSeq and is a predicted model, not a curated record.
GACUACAUGGCCGCCAACCCUCUAUUUGCAGCGGGGGAGUUUCGGGGCCCACUCGGACCACAACAUAAUGCGAACGAGUGGGCUCAAUUAAAAACAAUGCUUGCGGAUUUUGGCCCAGACAAGUCUGUGGACCAAUGGAAGCACACGUGGCGUGAUUUAAAGAAAAAGGCUCGUGCUGAUGGGGGGCGCCUCCGCCUCUCGUUUCAAAGAACGGGGAACGCGGAGGUCGUCCCCAAACUCAGCACCACGACCGAAAAAAUACUCGGCGCAAUGGGGUCGGAGUGCGCCACGGGCAUUGGCGUGGAGCACGAGACGGGGAUUGGUACGGCAGGGAUUCAUACUGGAGAACUGGAGGUAGGAGGUUCGCAAGAACAAGCUGACGCUGAAGCUGUUGUUGUGGCCCCCCUGCUUCCAGCGAGGCUUCCGGUCCGCGCUUCACGUCCAAAGUGUCCAAACCCCGCGCCCAUACCGACUGCCCAGCGGCGCACUAAACGCCCUGAACAGCAGCAGCAUUCUGCGGCAUUUGUGGCUGCCCAAAGGGCCACUAAUGCACAACUAAUGGAGAUAGCGAGUGAAUUACGCUCCGCCUCUAGGCGACAGAGACGUCGCACUAUGGGCCCUUUACACCACCUUAAAUUUUGAUUUAAAUUGUAUUUUAUUAAUUAAUAAAUUGUAAUUGUAAUAAUAAAC